AUGACGAAGGACGCGAAGAAGCUGCGGUGUGCGGGUGUCAAGGGCAAGGCCGCCACGCCUGCAGCCGUGUCAUCUUCCCCCACGGGAUGCAGGGGCGCGGUGGUUGCUCUGGAGUCCAAGGACGGGUCCGACAUUGCAGACAUCUUUGCCGCCAUGCGCGCGAAGCGGCAGCAGGAGCGUGGCCGCGGCGGCAGCAGUAAUGAUGGCUCUGUCCAGCGACGCAAGGCUGAGGAGACGGCUGGCCAGUCCGUCAGCGACGGCCUGUACCGCGCACCGGAGAAGACACUCGGGCUGAGUGACUCUGCAUUCUUUGAUGUGGCAUCGCAGCGACAAAAGAAGCGGCGAAAGACGAGCAAAGACCCGACCGCGGUCGAAGUCGCAGAGGAUGUGCUGCAGCGUGAGGGGGUGGAUCGCAUUGUCACUGUGGAAGAGUUGCAAAAAAUUACAUCGUCGAACCCCAAAGCGGGCACGACCGCCAACUGCCCUUUUGACUGUGAUUGUUGUUUCUGA
Trypanosoma conorhini is the source of this 510-nucleotide messenger RNA. RefSeq lists its product as uncharacterized. The record is from RefSeq and is a predicted model, not a curated record. The coding region runs from base 1 to 510 and encodes 169 amino acids. Lineage: Eukaryota; Euglenozoa; Kinetoplastea; Trypanosomatida; Trypanosomatidae. The transcript has a single exon.